This is a messenger RNA of Punica granatum (pomegranate), 2085 nucleotides long. NCBI's taxonomy places the organism in Eukaryota, Viridiplantae, Streptophyta, Magnoliopsida, Myrtales, Lythraceae. The record is from RefSeq and is a predicted model, not a curated record.
UAGCGGCAGAUCAAAGCACAUGCACUGCGUUGGAACAUGGAAGCACCACGUCGUAAAGUUCAAGCCAACAGUGGCUAAUAAACUGAGAACACUCUGUGGUCUCACUGAAAAACACAUGCACUGCAUUGAGCAGGAGCAUAAAUAGGAAGUUGAACCUUACACAUUUCACCAAAUCCAAACACCAUAGCUCUUUCUCUCUUUCUUCUGCCAUUUAGAGGGACUUAACAUGUUGCAGAGGCACAGAGAAUUGGGAGACAACGUUGAUGAUUCGAUGAACUCAUCAUUUAGGCGGUCGUUGUUGGUGUUGUUCCUUCUCAUGGGCACUUCUUCCCUUGUUGCUUCUCAUGAUAGCCUGCUAUACGACUCCACGGCCUACACAAAGUGUAAGGGGAAGCCAGAGAGGGCACUUUAUAACGGAGGCAUUCUAAAGGAUAUUGAGAUUACUUCAGCAAGCAACGACUCUUCGCCAUCUUUUAUGUUGCUCAAUCUGACCCAAGGAACCAAGUACUCUUUCUCCAGUUGGGUUAAGAUCGAUGGAGUAGAUUCCGCUCUCAUACGUGCAAGCCUGACUACAGAAAAUGAAGAAUUGAGUUGCAUAGGGAAUGUAGUGGCAAGGAGUGGAUGUUGGUCAUUCCUCAAGGGUGGAUUCACUCUAAGCUCGUCGCCGAGUACUUCUACAUUAUCCUUUCAGGGUCCUGGAAACAGAGACAUCAGUAUAGCUGUUGCAAGUGUUUCAUUACAGCCCUUCACCGAUGAGCAAUGGAGCCGGAAUCAACAACGCAUUAUAAGCAAAGUUCGAAAACGCCCCAUAACGAUUCACGUUUCGGAUGGAAAUGGAGAAAGGCUGCAAGGAGUGGACCUUCGAGUCGAACAGAUCUCGAAGGAAUUCCCAUUUGGAUCUGCCAUAGCUAAGAGCAUCCUUGGAAACAUCCCGUACCAGAAGUGGUUCGUGGAGCGAUUUAACACGGUGGUCUUCGAGAAUGAGCUAAAAUGGAGCACAACUGAACCCGAACAGGGUAAAAUCAAUUACACCAUAGCAGAUCAGAUGCUGAAAUUCGUGCGAGAGAGCGGAGUCAUGGUCAGGGGGCACAAUAUAUUCUGGGAGAACCCCAACUUCGUCCCUGCGUGGGUCAAGAACCUCACAGGGUCGAACCUGGAGAAGGCCGUGAAUGCCCGAAUCACAAGCCUAAUGGACCGGUACAAGGAGGAGUUCGUCCACUGGGACGUGAAUAAUGAGAUGCUCCACUUUGACUUCUUCGAGCAGAGGCUCGGGCCGAAUGCCUCACUAGACUUCUUCAAGGUGGCCCAUGAAUCAGACCCUCUGGCAACCCUUUUCAUGAACGAGUUCAAUGUGGUGGAGACUUGCGACGACAAUAACUCAAGCGUUGAUGGGUACAUUUCGAGAUUGAGGGAGCUCAAGCGGGGAGGCGUGUCAAUGGAUGGGAUUGGGCUGCAGGGCCACUUCAGCACACCGAAUCUUCCCCUUAUGAGGGCUGUGAUUGAUAAGUUGGCCACGCUCGGGCUCCCGAUUUGGCUCACGGAAGUUGACAUCAGCGACAAAUUUGAUAUGGAGACACAGGCCGUUUAUUUGGAACAAGUGCUGAGGGAAGGCUUCUCGCACCCCUCUGUGAAUGGAAUAAUGAUGUGGACCGCAAUUCGUCUUGGCAGAUGCUUCCGGAUGUGCCUGACGGAUACCGAGUAUCAGAACCUUCCGGCAGGUGAUGUGGUCGACAAGCUUCUACGAGAGUGGACAACCAAGGACAGGGAAGGCCGCACAGACAAGUUUGGAUCAUACAGCUUCUUCGGGUUCUUAGGCGAAUACUUGGUAACUCUGAAGCAUGGAAACAGAACAGUGAAAUCAACAUUUGCACUGUCUCACGGUAUAGAAACCAUGCAUGUCACCAUUCACUUGUAAACGGUACACAUCGUCCGGAAGACGCUGUCUGUCAAGGAAAAUCCAUUUAAACAUUAUCCGCGAUGAAUUUAUCUGAAUCUUGGCAAAUCGCUUCAGGUGGCAAAUUUAUUUUCAUCGUCAAUGUAGUUAGUGUAGCUUAAAGAUUGUCUUGACAAGUCCACUUAUGGCAA